AUGCCAAGUUUUGUACAAACACAACAGUAUGAGAGUUCAUCGGAAUCCGACGAUACGAUGGAUCAGCAGAAUGUUCAAGAAAAGACAAAAAUUAAACUUAACUUUGACUGGAUAAGAGACAAAUGCUUUUCUAAUGAUACAGACGCUCAAAUAGCAAUUAAACGAGAAGAACAAUGGAGUCGAUAUUUUACUAGCAAAGUUCAAGAUGGAGUUAAAGUUCAUUACCGCUGUAAUAAAGUUAAGUUUCGUGGCACACAAUGUAAUGCCGCAAUUUAUCUCUUUUAUCCGCACAAUAGUGAUGAAGUUAUAUUAUUUCGUGCAAAUAAUGAGCAUAACCAUACUGAUUCAAGUAAACGUUAUUUCUUCUCUGAAGAAAUGAAACAAAAUAUCCAGGAACUGUUUGAUAUGAGAUUAAAGCCAAAGAAAAUAUAUGAAGUAUUGGAAGAGAAAAAUUUCAUGAUAACACGUAAUCAAGUGAACAAUUAUUUAACACAAUUACGUAAACAAAAAUUUGGUCCUUCUAGCUUAAGCUUAGGAGAAUUGGAAUCUUGGUGUCAAGAGAAACAUACAGUACCACAAUCUGACGAUGAACCAUUUGUAGUUUCUUUUCAUAUUCAUUACGAAGAUGAUAGUGACGACGAUGAUGAAGACGUCGUCGAUGAUGGUAUGGCUAUAACAUCCGCUUAUAUGGCUAAAUAUAUUGUUCGAGAUAUUGUUACUUAUGUUGGUCCAGCUAAAGAUGUAAUGUCUCUAGCUAAAGUAGAAAUCAGUCUUACUGCUGUUCCUGAAGGCAAAAAUGUUGUAUUUGAAUGGCGUAAUAAACCGAUAUUUGUUCGUCAUCGUACACCACAAGAAAUAGCAAGAGAACAAGGUGUUAAUGUUGUGCAACUACGUCAUCCACAAAAUGAUUCUGAACGAGUACAAAAACCUGAAUGGCUUAUUGUUAUUGGUAUUUGUACUCAUCUUGGUUGUAUUCCAAUUGCAAAUGCUGGUGAUUACGGUGGCUAUUAUUGUCCUUGUCAUGGCUCACAUUAUGAUGGCUCGGGACGAAUACGUAAAGGACCAGCACCACUCAACCUUGAAGUUCCUCAAUAUGUAUUCAAAGAUGAAAAUACUGUUAUCAUCGGUUAG
Messenger RNA from Rotaria sp. Silwood2, 1131 nucleotides. The record is from the annotation of a GenBank genome assembly. Lineage: Eukaryota; Metazoa; Rotifera; Eurotatoria; Philodinida; Philodinidae.